AUAAAAGUAUUAUUGAAAAAUAUUAUAGAAAAUAAAAGUAUUAUAGAAAUGAUUGAAAAUUAGAGCAUACCAAAUAUUUUGUGAAAUUCAAUGGAUGCUCUCUUCUUCAAGUAUCACUUCUUGUCAGCACAUCCAUAAAUCCAUAGGCUUGUCAGUCAGUUCCAGAAAAUGAUGAAUAUUAAUUUUUACAUGCAGAACAUUUUUGAGCAGAAAAUUACAAGUAAAUACAACUUGUGUUGACAUCGGCAUCAAGGACGCCGGGGCUCUCGCUGUUUGACGCGCGACCCUGCAUGUCACGCGUGCGUGGUGCGAGCGUAACGAUUUCGCGUGCGAGGGAGAGAGAGAUGGAUAGACAUCCCUCUCGCUCGAGGGGUGUCGCGGGCAAGGGGCAACAGAUGUCCUUCCGCAUGACGCACGCGGGGUGGCCGUCCCUCCAGUCUCGCGUCUGGUGGUGUUUGUGCGCGUCGCGUCGCGGUGACGGACGGAGUAGCCGGCUCUCUUUCAUCCUCGCGAGGAUCUCGUCGAACGACAGAUACGUCCGGGGGAGAAAUGAUGGCGUAAAAUGACGUUGGACGCGCGUUGCGUAACUUUCUCCCGACGAAGAACGUUCUCUGGUUAGGGCGCAAUGUGCGAGGUAUCGAAAGGACAACGGAGGACGUUCCGCGAUCAGGAUCCACCGCGAAUAUGCAAGAAGAGCGCGGAAAAUUUGCUGCGGGACGAGCUCGAGUUCUCGCGCUCGACCCCAAACUCGCCGACGACCCUCCAGCGCGCCGCCAGCCUCGAGAAAUGCUUCAGCGAGCCCGAGUUCUUCCAGAAGCAGCGCGAGCUGCUCUCCAAGCACGAACAGCGGGCGAAGGAAAAGGGCAGCGGCGAGGAAACCGUCAUCUCCGACUCGGCACGUGGCGCGGACGACGAUUCCGAAAGUAUGGCUGAGGUCGCGAGGAGCACUUCGGGGGACCUCCUGAGAGAACUCUCCGCCAAAGUGCCUUUCCCCUGCAAACAGACGAACGAGGUGAUUACUAACGGUCUCAAGUGCGACUCGGACGACGUCGACGGUUUGACAAACGAGAAAAAAAUGGCACCGGUUCUGGGCGUACCGCCUCCGCCACCGGCUCCUCACAUGGGACCAGACGGCUUAAUUUUGCCGAGGAAACCAUAUAAUCCUUGCCUUAUCUCCACUAAUCAUAAGGAUCUGCACAGAGAGUUACUCUUCAAUCAGAAAAUUGGCAAAAAUGUCUUGAAUCAGAAAAGCGAAUUGCAACGUGCUCUGGAGAAACAUAGGGAAGCUGCAUCAAGAAGGGAAGCUGAAAGAAUUCGAGAAGAAAGCUAUAGAGAUGAUCCCAGAACUGCUUUGCAAAGAGCGAUCGAGCAAAGAGCAAGACACAUUCAAUUAACGCAAGAGCAAUCGCAGGCGACGAUGGAACCACCGAGCAAUCUCCUGGUAACAGCGAGGGCGAAGCUAAGGCCUCGCACCGAGUCCCAGUGAGAGCCUAGCGAAGGUCAAAGGUCCCGCUCGACUAAAUAGGAUGAUCGAUCGAUCUCGAUCCGCUCGGGUGGCUCGUGUAAUUUCAUACCUCGGCGCCUUAUCGAUCACAAUCAACAUGUAUAUAUGCGUAACAUCUGAUAAGUUUCGUUGGCACGAGAAUUAUUAGGGUCUCUCAUUUGGCGCAUCGGAAGGUAACGAUGCUGUAACGAGCAUUAAGAGAUAACACACUAUUCGAAUUAUGACGCUUUGAUUACGAGCGAGGAGAGAAUCGGUGGAUCUGUCUUGUAGAAAACGUGUCAAUCCGCCGCAAAAUCAUUCCCAGAAUAACGCGAAGGACCAAACGACGUUGUGUCUUGAAGAUUAGGAUGAAGAUUAUUCUUUAUAGUUUAAACAUCGAUUAAAUUAUGAUGACGUUCGUAUACCGCCUGAAUCGAGGAGCGCGCAAAUAAAGAGUUCGUAAGAACGUAUCAGGUGUCUCGAUGUACAAUCAACAAUAAUAAGUAGUAAACCUCAGUGUGCCGAGCUUAGUUCAAUGACCAAUUAGGGUGACGUCGACAAACGCGUUAUUAUAUUAUUAUAUACGAUAAUUAUCAUAUAUCGGUAAUUAUUGUAUUUAAUAAAGUAAUCUCCAGUAAUUAUUAUUACUUACGUGUAAAUUCGAAUAUAUAAUAUCCAGCGUAUUUUUUCUUACGAGAAACAAAGGUGAUUUCAUCGCGAGAGCACCGAUAGUAACACAGUUUACCAGAGUAGGACACAGAUUGACAAUAGACAGAAUAGCGAUAGAUAGAUGGUGAGAUAAAAAUUUAUUCAUUUGUUUCGAUUUUUUCAUCUUGAACGAUACGAAAUGUUUCUUUGAAUUUCCCGAAGUUCAGUUUUUUCUUUAAAACAUAUAUCAUAAAGUUUAUUUCAAAACAAUCAUGAAGAUGAUAUAUUUUCCAAGGAUCGCUGAAAUUUUUAUUUGUGCAAUAGAGAAAACGUAAAAAUGUAUUGUUUAGUUAUAUAUGCGUAAGCGAAAUAUUCCGUAUCGUUUAAGAUUAAUCGAAAUACGUGCGUGAGUUCUAGAUCUACGAAUGUCCGAAGACACUCGCGACCAUGUGUAUCCUGAACAUUGUAUCGUCUAUACGAGACGAUGAUACCCAUAGUCGCUUUUUCUUCCUUGGAAGCCCCAAUGGUAUCUUCCACGCGAUCUUCGA
Molecule: messenger RNA, 2679 nt
Organism: Camponotus floridanus (Florida carpenter ant)
Lineage: Eukaryota; Metazoa; Arthropoda; Insecta; Hymenoptera; Formicidae
Exons: 8
Coding region: 626-1486 (286 amino acids)
Source: RefSeq, a predicted model, not a curated record